UCAAAAAUGUUCCAAAUUCCUGUGGAAAAUCUUGACAACAUCAGAAAGGUGCGAAAAAAGGUGAAAGGCAUUCUUUUGGAUAUUGGGCUUGACAGCUGCAAGGAAUUACUGAAGGACCUUAAAGCCUUUGAUCCAGGAGAGAAGUACUUCUAUAACACAUCAUGGGGAGAUGUUGCUCUCUGGGAACCUUCUGGAAAGAAAAUGCGCUAUCGUACAAAACCAUACUGCUGUAGCCUCUGUAAAUACUCGACAAAGGUGCUUACUUCAUUCAGAAAUCAUUUACAUCGUUACCAUGAAGAUGAAAUUGACCAAGAGCUGGUGGUCCCUUGCCCAAACUGUGUAUUUGCAUCUCAGCCCAAAGUCGUGGGAAAGCACCUGAGAAUGUUCCAUGCUCCCACUCGGAAAGUGCAGAACUACACAGUGAACAUUCUAGGUGAAGGGAAAUCACCCAGGAGUGAUGUUGUAAGUUUCACAUGUUUGAAAUGUAACUUUUCAAAUACUUUGUACUACAGCAUGAAGAAGCAUGUGCUCAUUGCCCAUUUCCACCACCUAAUUAACGCCUACUUUGGUCUGCGGACUGAGGAGGUGGGCGAGCAGUCCCAGGCCAGCGCUGCUUUUCCUGCUCCCGACAAAUAUUACUGUAAGAAGUGCAGCGCGAGUGCCAGCAGCCAGGACGCACUCCUGUACCACAUCCUGACUUCCGAUAUCCACAGGGACUUGGAGAAUAAGCUGAGAUCAGUGAUUUCAGAACACAUUAAGAAAAGUGGACUUUUGAAGCAAAUGAAUAUUGCUCCGAAACCAGCUGCAAGUUUGGCUGUGCCACCUAACAACUGCGCUCCAGCUGUUCCUGCCACGCCGUCUUGCUUCCACCUUGCCUUGCCACAGAAUAGCCAAAACCAAACCCUAGUUCAGCCUGUCUCUGUGGCUUCAGGCACUUCUGGGGGUCUCACCCCCCAACCCCCCUCUGCCAUUGCCCAGUCCCAGGUGGCACUGGUCUCCAACCCUCUACCAGUGGGCCAGAAUGGCCUGGCGCUGCCAACGCCGGCCCCUCAGCCUGUCUUUGUGUCUCACGGUGUGUCCCUGAGCCAGCCUGUGAACCCUGCCAUCCUGCCCCUGAGCCAGCCCAUUGGACCAGUAGCCAACUCAGCUGAGACUGGUGUUCUCCCCAUGAACCAGACCAUCCGCCCUGGGAUUCUACCCCUCAGUCAGCCUGUGGGGCCCCUGACAAGACCCGCUGGGCCUGGGGCUCUCCCAGGGAUCCGUUCCACGGGGCCUGCUGUCCUUCCUGUGGGGCCUGCCGUUGGCCCUGGGGUUCUGCAGGCCAUCUCGCCAGGGGUAAUCUCUGUGGGCCGGACAGUCCCCCCAGCUGUACUGCCCUCAGGCCAGGUGGCUCCUACAGGAGUUGUCCCCUCAGGACAGACGGCUUCUUCAGGUGUCCUUCCUGCUGGCCAGAUGGUCCAAUCGGGGGUACUUCCCAUAGGCCAGACGGCCUCAUCCGGUGUGUUCCCUGCUGGCCUGACAGUCCCUUCCCGAGUGCUUCCCCCUGGCCCGACGGUCCCAUUGAGGGUCCUCCCUGCAGGCCAGAAGGCUACUUCUGGAACACUGCCCGCCACUCAGGUGGUGCCAGCCGGACUGCUUCCUCCAAGCCCAGCAGUCUCAUCCGGGGUACUGCCUGUGGGUCAGCCCGUGAGUCCCGGCGUCCUUCAGCUCGGCCAGCCUGUUGUAUCAAGUGUUCUUCCAGUGGGUCAGCCCGUGAGGCCUGGUGUCCUUCAGCUCAGCCAGCCUGUUAGCAGUGGCCUCCUGCCUGUGAACCAGCCAGUCCGGCCCGGCGCUGCCCCCAGCACCACCUUCCUCACCUCAGGCUCGAUCCUCAGACAGCUCAUACCCACGGGGAAGCAGGUGAACGGCAUCCCCACCUACACACUGGCGCCGGUCUCUGUCACUCUGCCCAUGCCACCAGGGGGGGUUGCGGCCCCAGCCCCACCCCAGUUGCCCCUCCAGCUGCUACAACCUGGGGCAGCUGGUGUGCCCCCUCCGCCCAUGGUGGUCAAUACUCCUCAGAACGUGUCUGUUCAGGCCCCGCCGCCCGUGUUAGGUUCGAACCAAGCCCUCAAGCAGGCGAAGCAGUGGAAAACUUGCCCCGUCUGCAACGAGCUCUUUCCCUCCAACGUGUACCAGGUGCACAUGGAGGUGGCGCACAAGCACAGUGAGGCCAAGCCCAGUGAGAGGCUGGAGCCCGAGAAGCUUGCAGCCUGCGCACCAUUUCUGAAGUGGAUGAAGGAGAAGACUGUCUGGUGUCUGUCCUGCAAAUGUCUUGUCCCAGAGGAUGAGCUCAUCCGCCAUCUGUUGACACACGGCUUGGGGUGCCUGUUCUGCCCCUGCACCUUCCACGACCUCAGGGGCCUCUCUGAGCACGGGAAGACCAAGCAUCUGGGGAAGAAGAGGCUGCCUGUGGACUAUGGCAAUAGGGGCUUCCAGCUGGACGUGGACGCCAGUGGCAGCCUCCGCUUUCCCCACAUCGACUUCAUCACCCUCUUGCCGAAGAAGGAGCUGGGCGAGCGGGAGGUCUACUUGGCUGUGCUCGCAGGGAUACAUUCGAAGGCGCUCGUCCCUGUGUACAUUAAGGUGCGGCCUCAGACCGAGGGUGCCACCAGCAGCCCUGACCAGCAGGUGCUAAGCUGCCCCUUCUGCUUUGGUACCUUUGUGACCACGGAGGCAUACGAGGUGCACCUGAAGGAGAGGCACCACAUCACACCUACUGUGCACACGGUCCUGAAGUCGCCCGCAUUCAAGUGUAUCCACUGCUGUGGAGUCUACACUGGGAACAUGACCCUGGCGGCCAUCGCUGUCCACCUGGUGCGGUGUCGGAGUGCCCCCAAGGACAGUAGCACCGCCCUGCAGAUGCAGCCCAGCUUCAUUGACAACAGUGGGCUGCUCCUGGUCAGUGGGGAGGUGCUCCACGAGGCCAGCUGCUCUGUCAAGAGGAAGUUGCCCGAUGGCCACGCUGGGACCGGUGACCCGAGGGCCGGAGAGGAGCAGCCCCUGGUCAUUGGCACUGACACCGCUCUGGAGAAGACGGUGGGCGCUGGGCCUGUUAAGAGACAGAAGAAUGAGAGCAGGACAGACGGACCACUCAUCAGUGAGGAUGCGCUUCAGAUCCUAGCAUUGAACCCCAGAAAGUAUGAGGACCGUUCCUACGAGGAGAAGAAGCGGUUUUUGAGGGAUUAUUUCCAUAAGAAACCAUAUCCCAGUAAAAAGGAAAUAGAACUGCUGUCUUCACUCUUGUGGGUGUGGAAAAUUGAUGUGGCUUCAUUUUUUGGGAAAAGAAGAUAUGUUUGCAUGAAAGCCAUAAAAAAUCACAAACCUUCUGUACUUUUAGGCUUUGACAUGUCUGAACUUAAAAACGUUAAACACAAAUUGAACUUUGAGUAUGAACCUCAGAACUUGUAA
Molecule: messenger RNA, 3450 nt
Organism: Chrysochloris asiatica (Cape golden mole)
Lineage: Eukaryota; Metazoa; Chordata; Mammalia; Afrosoricida; Chrysochloridae
Gene: ADNP2
Product: ADNP homeobox 2
Exons: 3
Coding region: 7-3450 (1147 amino acids)
Biological process (GO): regulation of gene expression
Cellular component (GO): nucleus
Molecular function (GO): DNA binding
Source: RefSeq, a predicted model, not a curated record